Messenger RNA from Penicillium verrucosum, 1275 nucleotides. RefSeq names its product endonuclease III domain-containing protein. Gene Ontology annotation, biological process: nucleotide-excision repair; base-excision repair, AP site formation; base-excision repair. The record is from RefSeq and is a predicted model, not a curated record. Gene Ontology annotation, molecular function: DNA binding; oxidized pyrimidine nucleobase lesion DNA N-glycosylase activity; DNA-(apurinic or apyrimidinic site) endonuclease activity. Gene Ontology annotation, cellular component: nucleus. The transcript has a single exon. NCBI's taxonomy places the organism in Eukaryota, Fungi, Ascomycota, Eurotiomycetes, Eurotiales, Aspergillaceae. Bases 1 to 1275 code for a protein of 424 amino acids.
AUGCGCACUUCUCGCACUUCCAGGGACACCGCGAAGGUGCUGGAGGCACUCUCACCCCCUAUCCGACGACAAACGCGUAGCUCCAAUGCGAGCGCUUUGAAAAGUUUCGCCCACAACGCAAAUGCGACUCCGACCGUCAAGACAGAGCCGAAGACAGAAGAUGUCUCGGUAACGCCCGGUCUGUGUCCCAUCAAGAGCGAUGAUGAAUCUUCCCUUUCCGAGGCCGACACAGCCGAUAUCGAAGACCUCCUUGAACCGCCGUUGAAGCGCCGAAAGCGUAGCGCGAGCCCCCUAAACCCGCGAGCCCUCAAGCAAAGUUCAAGUCCUCGAAUACAACGCAAACCCAUUGUGAAGGAUGAGCCCGACCAGAAACCAACCGUGACACCCAAACAAAGACGAGUCCCGGCCCGAACAAUCCACGACAACGACGGCUCGGUUAAAGUUGAGCCGCCGUCCAACUGGGAGGCGAUGUACGAGAUCGUGAAAAAGAUGAGGGCAGACAACCCGACUGCACCGGUAGACACAAUGGGCUGCUCGGAGCUAUACUGGCGGGCAUCAUCAUUAAUAGACCGUCGAUUCCAGACCCUUAUCGCGUUGAUGCUCUCAUCCCAGACGAAAGACACGGUCACAGCGGUAGCAAUGCAGCGUCUUCACACGGAACUCGGAGACGACACUGCGCUGGCUGAAGAUAUCAAAAUCAAACAAGAAGACGAGGAUUCAAAACCUGUCGACAGUACCCUGAACCUAACCAACAUCCUAGCGGUGGAGCCAACGCGACUAAACGAACUAAUCCACACAGUCGGCUUCCACAACAAUAAAACAAAAUACAUCAAAGCUACCGCGCUGAUCCUGCGAGACCAGCAUAACGGCGAUAUCCCCUCCACGCCGGAAGGCCUCAUGGCGCUCCCCGGCGUAGGACCCAAAAUGGCCUACCUCUGUUUGAGCGCGGCAUGGGGCAAACACAUGGGGAUUGGUGUUGAUGUGCAUGUUCAUCGUAUUACCAACCUCUGGGGUUGGAAUAAGACUAAAACCCCCGAGGAGACGAGAAAAGCGCUCCAAUCGUGGUUGCCGCUCGAGAAGUGGCAUGAGAUUAAUAAGUUGCUUGUUGGCCUCGGACAAACGGUUUGUCUGCCCGUUAAGCGUCGCUGUGGGGAUUGUGAUCUGGCUGGCUUGCGACUUUGUAAGAGUGAGAUUCGAGGGCUUGAGCCGACGAUGCUGAAGGUUAAGAAGAGUCCUGAGAUCGAUGAGCCCAAGGUCAAGAUUGAGGCUUCUUGA